CCAAAAAAUGGCAACUUCCUUUGCUUAUGCGACGUUGGCUUUCAGUUCUUCUUUCACUACUCAUUGCAAAAUCUCAAACCAUCGUCACCAAAAUUCUCUUCUUUGUUCUCCUUCAAAAACUCCCAUUUUCUCUCUCUCUAAACCCCUUUCUUUGACGCUCACUUCCUCUCCUCUCCUCUCCAAACCACCCACAUUUUCUUCAAUUCCCAAAUCCUCUGAGUCCGAUGCUGCCGUUGUUGAGGCGGAACCUGAUAGUGUAGAGCCCGAACCAGAACCAGAAUCAGCUCAGGCUGUUAAGGCUGCCAAUGAGAAGCCUAAAAGGGAAGAGAUUUUUGCUGUUGUUAUGAUUGGGUCUCGUCAAUUCAUUGUUAUCCCUGGACGAUAUCUCUAUGUCCAGAGGCUCAAAGGUGCAAAUGUCAAUGAUAAGAUUGUUCUAAACAAGGUAUUGCUUGUGGGAACAAAAACAACUACAUAUAUUGGAAAACCUGUGGUAACUAACGCAGCUGUACAUGCCGUUGUUGAGGAGCAGGGAUUAGACAAAAAAGUAAUUGUAUUCAAGUACAAGAAGAAGAAAAAUUAUCGGAGAAAUAUUGGACAUCGACAGCCAAAUACACGGAUACGUAUAACAGGAAUCACAGGCUACCAAGACUAUCCGGCCGUUACACUCAACUCCUAACAUUCCUUGUGAAAGAUUGGCUGUUGCCUAGAGCUAGGCAUGGCUGCUUUAAAGUCAAGAUUGUUUUGGUCAUGAUUUUUAAUGUUGUCGAAAUGGUUUUAUUGCGAUAACAAAUAUCCAUAGAACGAUCAUAUAUCUAUUCAAAUGUUUAUUUUUUGCUUCAUAAGAUCAUUUUUCAUUUCGACAUUAUCAUACCCGUAGUAUGCAUGCUGAUUUUUAUCAUGAAUUUUAUUUAGAUGGCACAAAUAAGGAAGGUU
Molecule: messenger RNA, 933 nt
Organism: Durio zibethinus
Lineage: Eukaryota; Viridiplantae; Streptophyta; Magnoliopsida; Malvales; Malvaceae
Gene: RPL21C
Product: Ribosomal protein L21
Biological process (GO): translation
Cellular component (GO): ribosome
Molecular function (GO): RNA binding; structural constituent of ribosome
Source: RefSeq, a predicted model, not a curated record